CACGUUCAAAUAGAACAAACGAAAUAACUCAAACGGGUUCGUUGACCGGCUACAACAACAACAACAACUACAACUCACAUAAAUAACAGCAACAACAACAGCGAAGGCAGCAGAGAAUAGUGUCAAGCGAGAUUAGCUUCAGAAAUAGAAACAGCCCUCUUGCAGUUCCACCCAAAAAAAAAAAAAAAAACAAAAGAAAAAUUGAAAAUAAUUAAGUAUAAUGGCAUCUGCACCGCAAAGCAAAAGGCAAAAACUAUCCGAGCCGCAAUGUGUGGAGGAUAUUGUACCGUUAAAUUAUAAGGAACUGGAUAUUAUCGGCACAGGCGCCUACGGCACAGUUUAUCGGGCACGCGACAAUAUCACCGGGCACUUCGUGGCCAUUAAGAAGGUGCGCAUUGCACUCACCGAGAAUGGAGUGAGUGCGUCCACGCUGCGAGAGAUUUCGCUCCUUAAGCAGCUGAAUACAUAUGAUCAUGCGAAUAUUGUCAAACUGCUCGACGUAUGCCAGUUCUUGGAACGCGAUGGGAAAUUGUUGAUUCUGUUGGUUUUCGAGCACUUGGAGCAGGAUUUAUCCGACUUAAUAGAAGCUUUGCCACCCUCCGGCAUGUCGCCCACAAAUAUACAGCGCCUGUCGCGUGAGCUAUUGACCGGAGUGGACUUUCUGCACGCCCAUCGCAUCAUUCACCGCGAUUUGAAGCCGCAAAAUCUGCUCGUCUCGUCGCAGGGCCAUCUAAAGAUAGCCGAUUUUGGCCUGGCCAAGACCUAUGGCCGGGACAUGAAACUCACCUCGGUCGUGGUCACCCUGUGGUAUCGGGCGCCCGAGGUGCUGCUCGCCCAGGGCUACAACAGCUCGGUGGACAUCUGGAGUGCGGCCUGCAUCAUAUUCGAGAUGUUCAAUCGCAAGCCCCUCUUUCCGGGCAACUCCGAGAAGAAUCAAUUGGAUCGCAUAUUCGAACUAACGGGACGUCCCACGGAGGAGCAAUGGCCCAAGAGCGUGUCCAUCUCGCGGGAACACUUUCCGCCACGCAGUCGCAAGCGACCCUCCGACUUCUGUCCGGAUCUCGGCAAAUUCGCCGACAAUUUGCUGGACCAAAUGCUCUCGUAUCAGCUUCACAAGCGUCCCACUGCGCUGGCCUGCUUGGAGCAUGAGUAUUUCCAGGAGGAGCCCUUGUAGAAUGCGGCUGAGUUCCCAGCUAAGCGAAGCAUUUAAUUGCUUCUGCCAAAAUGUUCCUUUAUUUUAUAUAUAUAUAUGUAUUUUUUUUAAUAUUGUUUAUCAAGCUUAAAUGUAAUUGUUAAUCAACUGCCGUUAAACGAAACUCGAGGAUUGCGAUCCUGUCUAAAAUGUGAUACACAAA
Drosophila virilis is the source of this 1355-nucleotide messenger RNA. The record is from RefSeq and is a predicted model, not a curated record. NCBI's taxonomy places the organism in Eukaryota, Metazoa, Arthropoda, Insecta, Diptera, Drosophilidae.